Molecule: messenger RNA, 883 nt
Organism: Culex pipiens pallens (northern house mosquito)
Lineage: Eukaryota; Metazoa; Arthropoda; Insecta; Diptera; Culicidae
Gene: Obp73a
Product: general odorant-binding protein 70
Exons: 6
Coding region: 191-775 (194 amino acids)
Molecular function (GO): odorant binding
Source: RefSeq, a predicted model, not a curated record
CAGUGCUACGGGUAGGGUGUGUUGUGCUCCAUCACUCAGCCCCAAGCUUAAGUCGUUAAAGUCAGAUUUGGUGGUGGUUUUAAAGGGUGGUACAAGUUCAAGUUCAACGCGCGGGCGCGUGAAGAUCUCUUCGAAGACUGCUGGAAGUUUAUUCGGUUGGAGAUCACGGUGAAGUGGACCACCGACAACAAUGCUGACGAGCAAAGCGCACCUGCUGAUGACCGUUUCGGUUGUGGUCCUAUCGUCGUCGUUUGUGGUGCAAGCGCAGAUGACCAAAAAGCGCUGCAUGAGCCAACCGAAUGUCUCCAAAAAGGUGGACAAAGUCAUACACGAGUGCCAGGAGGAGAUCAAAAUGGAUCUUAUUGAAGAUGUGAUUCGAGCCUACAAGGAAGACUGGCAUGACCGUAAGAAGCGGGAAUCUCACGAGGACGACUUUCAACAUCCAACGAUUGUGUCGCACGAGGAUAAGUGGAUCGCUGGGUGCCUAAUGCAGUGCGUAUACCGGAAGAACAACGCUAUCGACAAGAACGGCUGGCCCACGUUGGACGGUCUGGUAAACCUGUACACGGACGGAGUGAACGAGCAGGGUUACUUUAUGGCCACCCUGAGAGGCGUUGACCGCUGCUUAAAGGGAACAUCGAUGAAGUUCAAAGUGCGAAGGAACGAUGUGGCGGAACAAUUCGAGCAGUGCGGAGUCGCGUUCGACGUUUUCGACUGCAUUUCGGACAUGAUUACGAAUUACUGCAGUGACCAGCCGCAUCACGAGUUCAACUGAAAGUCAGCGGUGCAGCGUUAGUUAAAUUAUAAGUACCUAAUUAGAGAAAAUGUAAAGUUAUGAUUAGUUUAAGGUGGCAAAGUGAUGUUAGUAAAAUCGAUAAGCAAU